AUGGCAGAGGUCUUGAUGGACUUUCCUGAGCUCUCCAUCACCGUCGAGGGCCGGAAAGAACCCAUCAUGAAACGAACAUGCUUGAUCGCCAACACCUCCAACAUGCCGGUGGCAGCACGUGAAGCCUCCAUCUACACGGGAAUUACAGUAGCGGAGUAUUUUAGGGACCAAGGCAAAGCAGUGGCUAUGAUGGCUGACUCGUCCUCUCGGUGGGCGGAGGCUCUGCGAGAGAUCUCUGGACGUUUGGGUGAAAUGCCUGCAGAUCAAGGAUUUCCUGCCUACUUGUCCGCCAAGCUUGCGUCCUUCUACGAACGAGCUGGAGCUGCAACAACACUGGGGUCUCCGGAACGCACUGGCAGCAUUUCAAUUGUCGGAGCAGUCUCACCUCCUGGGGGGGACUUUUCAGAUCCCGUCACAUCAGCGACGUUGGGUAUCGUGCAGGUCUUCUGGGGGCUGGACAAGAAACUGGCACAACGCAAACACUUUCCAAGCAUCAACACUUCGCUUUCCUACAGCAAGUACACCAAUAUCCUUGACAAAUUCUACGCGAAGGAUCACCCUGAGUUUCCGAGACUCCGCGACCGCAUCAAAGAGCUUCUUUCCAACUCGGAGGACCUUGAUCAGGUUGUGCAACUUGUGGGGAAAUCGGCUCUCGGCGACCCCGACAAGAUCGUUCUUGAUGUGGCUGCCAUGUUGAAGGACGACUUUCUGCAACAGAACGGCUACAGCGACUACGACCAGUUUUGCCCUCUGUGGAAGACAGAAUACAUGAUGAAAGCGUUUAUGCAAUUCCACGACGAAGCUCAAAAGGCGGUUGCGAGCGGUCUGGGCUGGUCCAAGAUCAGAGAAGCCACGAGCGAGAUCCAGCAUGGGCUGCGCAGCAUGAAAUUCGAGCUACCCGAUGACCAGGAGGAAGUCUCUGCCAAGUACGACAAGUUGUUGCAGAGCAUGUCGGAGAAGUUUGCGAGCGUCAGCGAUGAAUAA
Messenger RNA from Capronia epimyces CBS 606.96, 984 nucleotides. Its product is annotated as V-type H+-transporting ATPase subunit A. Gene Ontology annotation, molecular function: proton-transporting ATPase activity, rotational mechanism; ATP binding. Lineage: Eukaryota; Fungi; Ascomycota; Eurotiomycetes; Chaetothyriales; Herpotrichiellaceae. Bases 1 to 984 code for a protein of 327 amino acids. Gene Ontology annotation, cellular component: fungal-type vacuole membrane. The transcript has a single exon. Gene Ontology annotation, biological process: proton transmembrane transport; ATP metabolic process. The record is from RefSeq and is a predicted model, not a curated record.